AUGAGGCCCGUCCUGAACCUUGUCCAAACUCUGCAGGCUGCUGUGUUGCUGUUGCUGCUGCACUACUUGGCCUCCACUCUGGGCCAGUACGAACUGUGCAAGUCCCUGGUGAGCACGGAUGAAGGCUCGGUGUGGGAGCAUUACGCAUGCCAGCCGAAACCCUCAUCCAUGAAAGACCACAUGCGGAUCAAAGUGGAUCCGCCCGGAAUCACGUGUGGAAACCCGCCGGAGAGGUUCUGCACCCUGGAGAACCCAUACCUGUGCAGUGAUGAAUGUGAUGCCUCUAAUCCAGACCUGGCUCACUCUCCUCAGCUGAUGCAGGACCGUGAGCGCAACGGCCUAAUCACCUACUGGCAGACAGUCACAUGGAGCCGCCACCCAGAGCCCCUGUUGGCCAAUAUCACAAUGUCCUGGAACAAGAGUCUGGAGCUUACAGACGAUAUCCAGAUCACCUUUGAGUAUGGCCGCCCUACUAUCAUGGUACUGGAUAAGUCCAUGGACCAUGGGCGCUCCUGGCAGCCGUACCAGUUCUAUGCUGACGACUGCCUGGAUGCCUUCAACAUGCCACCUAAACGUGUGAGUGACCUCUCACCAGCCAACAUCACUCGGGUCAUCUGCUCCGAGCAGUACUCUCGCUGGGUUGGCUCCAAGAACGACAAGAAUGUGAAGUUCGAGGUGCGGGCGCGCUUUGCUGUGUUCGCUGGCCCUGGGCUACAGAACAUGGAAAACCUGUAUACUCGCAUGGAAAGUAUGAAGGGACUGAGGGACUUCUUCACCUUCACCAACCUUAGAAUGAGGCUUCUCAGGCCCGCCCUCGGAGGCACCUAUGUCCAGAGAGACAACCUGCUCAAGUACUUCUACGCCAUCUCCAACAUCGAGGUACCUGCCAGGUGCAAGUGUAACCUCCACGCCUCCCAGUGCCUGCUGCAGGAUGGGAACCUCCAAUGCCAGUGUGAACACAACACCACAGGCCAGGACUGCCAGCGCUGCAGGAAGGGCUUCAAAGCCAAGUCCUGGAAGGCUGGUUCCUACAUGCCAACACCCAAUGGCACCCCUAACACCUGUACGCCAAGUAAUGUUGGUCCUCAGGACUGUGAGUGCUACGGCCACUCCAACCGCUGCAGCUACAUCGACUACCUGAACAUCGUCACGUGCGUCAGCUGCAAGCACAACACCAGGGGCCAGAACUGCCAACACUGCAGACUGGGAUACUUCCGCAACGCCUCUGCCGAACUGGAUGAUGAGAGCGUCUGCAUCGAGUGCAACUGCAACCAGAUGGGUUCAGUUCAUGACCGGUGUAACGGCACGGGCUUCUGUCAGUGUAAAGAUGGUGCCACGGGGAACAAGUGUGACGACUGUGUGCCGGGAUACUACUGGAAACAAGGCUGCUACCCUAACGUUUGCGAUGAGGAGAUGCUCCUGUGCCAGAACGGAGGAACGUGCUACCAGAACCAGAAGUGCAUCUGUCCUCCAGAGUUUAAGGGGGUACUGUGCCAACAAUCCCGCUGUGAGGCGGGCAAGGAAUGCAACGCCGCCUCUUCGCCGCACCUCUCCACGGCCACCCUGCUGCUCUGCACUCUGCUAGCCCACCUGUUGGCCAUGUUAACUCCCCACUGAGCCACAAAAAUACAAAAAAAAAUACAAAAAAAACCCUCAGACCAAGGAGUGUGUGUUUAUGUGUGUGUACAUGAGGCGAGGGGUGACCAAGAGUGGGUAUGGACAUCCCAAUCAUGGACUUGACGAACACACACUCGCAUAGGAGCGCACACUCACACCACACUAACUAACCCCAGUACCCUUUCAAACACACAUAUACACACAAACACACACACACACACACACACACAAACACACACACACACACACACACACACACACACACACACACACACACACACACACCUCACAGGACUGUUAUGUUACUGAGUGUGUGCUCAGGUGUGAGAAGGACAAAUAAAGAAA
This is a messenger RNA of Scomber scombrus (Atlantic mackerel), 1962 nucleotides long. It is a transcript of the gene ntng2b, whose product is annotated as netrin g2b. The coding region runs from base 1 to 1617 and encodes 538 amino acids. The transcript is spliced from 9 exons. The record is from RefSeq and is a predicted model, not a curated record. Lineage: Eukaryota; Metazoa; Chordata; Actinopteri; Scombriformes; Scombridae.